Messenger RNA from Ostrea edulis (European flat oyster), 1543 nucleotides. RefSeq lists its product as uncharacterized. The transcript has 2 exons. Gene Ontology annotation, molecular function: protein binding. NCBI's taxonomy places the organism in Eukaryota, Metazoa, Mollusca, Bivalvia, Ostreida, Ostreidae. The record is from RefSeq and is a predicted model, not a curated record. Bases 31 to 1122 code for a protein of 363 amino acids.
UUAUCAGUCUCACAGUGCAAAGACGGAAAUAUGUUCAUCACAGCUGUUUUAUAUUUCGUUUGUUACUUUCGUGCAUUUGGUACUGUGAAUUCACUUUCAAUUCGAUCUGGUGAAACAUUAGAGCUAGCGAAUAGAGUGGAGAUAUUGGAGAACCUGAUCAUAAAUCAGCAGUUCAAUACCUUGUUUGAUGAACACCAGACUAAUGUCAGAGAGAAAACUAUUCCUCGAAUUGCAAAUCUUAUUCAUGAAAUGGAAAGUCGAAUACGUGCUCUGGAGAAUAAAGUUAAUGAACAGGAAUUAAUUAUCACCGAACUUAAAAAAUCGGAGGAAGACGAUGAAUUUCUAAGGAAAUCCCUUGCGGAUUUAGAACUUACAAUUAUAGAAUAUAGUCACCGUUUUCAAAAACUGGAAACAAAAGUUGGUAAUCAGAAAAAAGCUAUUGCUAACCAUAGGCGAAAUAUGUUUGAGGACGAUGAACAUGGAACAUCUAUGGACACUCAUUCGAACAAUUCGGAUAUUGUGAAUCAGGAACUCGAUACUUCUAGUCUUAAAAGUGCGAAAAACAGGACUUAUCACUUUACCAAAGGGACUGCUAACACAGGAAACAAUGAAUUUCGCAUCAGCACUCCUAACACAAGAAGGAAUGGAUUUCACACACAAAAACAUAUUCAAAAAAGACUGCUUGCUGCUGUUCCACAUACCACAAUUACACCAGUCACAAGCAAUACCAUAGCUUUCUAUGCCACCAUGUCAAGUACUAGUCCAUCAAUAUCCGUACAAUAUCCUCUGAGGUUUGAUGUUGUGAAAACCAAUCAAGGAAGUGCAUACCAUCCAACCACUGGGGUAUUUAUGGUACCCGAAUCUGGAGUAUAUGUUUUCACUUGGACGAUAAGAAUUGCUGCUGAUGACUAUCACUCCACGGAGUUAGUGGUGAACACAGAAUCCGUGGGCAUUGUUCAUCUAAACUCUCAACAAACAACCAGUGAAGUCACAGGAAUAGUAGUUGUCCAUGUCGAUAGUGGAGAUGACGUCUUUGUUAGAACUUACGGAAGCUACAACCAUGGCGUCAUCACGAGUGACCAUGCAGGACGAUCAUCCUUUGCUGGAUGGAAACUUGCAUAAACACCCUUUCCAAAUACCAAAUGUUAACGAUAUUUGUUAAGAUUAAACUCCAUCUAUUCAAGAAUUACGUACAUCUAAGUUCCAAAAUGAUUAAUUCAUUGACUGUAUUACUUAGUUUAUGAUAUUGUGUAUGUACAUUAAUGAAUGUUUUCUAAAAUCAGUAAAGAAUCAUUGUAACAAAUAAACUUGUUAUUCAUAUCGUAUUCAUGGGAAAUUUUAACAUGCAUCACAGAAAAGACAAUCAUUAGUGUUGAAUUUUGAAGCAGUGAUUAACAUUCAAUGGGCAUUCCGGGAAAAAAAUGAGAUUGAUUGUCCCAAGACAACUACAUCACCUUACUUGAUGGUCUAAACGGAAUGUGGCACAUCAAACUAUCCAGUUUAUUAUGAACAACCAAUAUACCAAUAAAAGAAAUACAUUUUA